UCCGUGUAUUCGGACGUGUGUGCCGAGUUGAAAAGCGAACAGAAACGUUUUUGAAAGAAAAAAAAGUUACCGUGUGCUGAUGAGAGUGAAAAAGCGGCAAUAAAAUACAACUUGAUAUUUCCAAUUAAUUCGCGAUGACCGAAUCGAAGAUGAAUCUCGACGGAUAUAAUAACAAAACAUUUGUGGAUGACCAUGGAAAGAGGAUAAAUAUCGACAAUAUUCAGAUGAGCGAAACAUCAUACAAUCAUCCAGAGAAGCAAUCCAAACAUGAGGAAUAUGAUCCGUAUUCACAACGAACAGUUAAACAUCCUAUAUCAAACACGGACACAAUCGUACAUCUGUUAAAAGGUUCGCUGGGUACUGGAAUUCUAGCCAUGCCAAAGGCUAUUUACCACGCUGGCUACAUUACUGGGACGGUGGGGACAUUUUUGAUUGGAAUGAUGUGUGUUUACUGUGUACAAAUGCUGUUGAAAUCACAUUAUGAACUGUGCAAACGGAGAAAGAUUCCGCAAAUGGAUUACACGACGAUCGCAGAGAAUGCUGUGCUUGAGGGUCCAAAAUCCAUUAGCAAAUAUGCGCCGGUUGUUAAACAUAUGGCGAAUGCAUUUUUACUCAUGUGUCAAAUUGGUGGCUGUUGCAUUUAUGUGGUUUUCAUAGCAGCAAAUAUAAAAUCGAUCGUUGACUAUGCCACUGACACCACCACCGAUGUACGACUAUUCAUGGUUAUAAUUUUGCUGCCCAUCAUUUUCCUCAACUGGAUUCGAAAUUAUAAACAUUUGGCUCCGUUGUCCACAUUGGCUAAUAUCGUGACCAUCGUUUCGUUUGGAAUAAUUUGCUACUUCAUUGUGCGCGAACCGAUUUCAUUGGAGGGCAAACGAGCAUUUGGCCCAGCCUCAGAAUUCCCAUUCUUUUUCGGAACCGUACUCUUCUCAUUGGAAGCCAUUGGAGUUGUCAUUCCGCUUGAAAAUGAGAUGAAGACACCAAAAUCGUAUGUCGGUCUGACUGGUGUAUUGAAUCGUGCGUUUGUGAUCAUUGUCAUCCUUUACAUUGGAAUGGGUCUUUUCGGUUACUUGAAAUAUGGGGACGCCAUUCGUGAUUCAAUCACGUUGAGUUUGGAAAUAAACAGCAAAGCCGACGAAAUUUUGGCACAAUCGGUGAAAGGAAUGCUUGCCUUUGGCAUCUAUAUUACCCAUGGAAUUGCGUGUUACGUCGCAAUAGAUUUGACGUGGAACAAAUACAUCGUCAGUAAAAUCACAAACGAUCGCUAUAAAUUAUUCUGGGAAUAUGUUGUGCGUACUGUCAUCUGUCUAAUAACCUUCUUGCUCGCAGUUGCCAUACCAAAACUAGAUUUGUUCAUAUCGUUAGUCGGUGCAUUGUGUUUAUCAACUCUUGGCCUCAUAUUCCCCGCACUAAUUGAGACUUGUGUAUUUUGGCGUGAUACAUGUGGUGUACAACGAUCAUUGAUGGUCAUAAAAAAUAUACUCAUUGCAUGCUUUGGGUUUUUCGCUGUAUUUGUCGGUACAUCAACGAGUGUUUUAGCGAUCUAUCAAAGUUUCACACAAUAGACAUACCAGUAUAUCAAGAAUUUUCGCUCGAAUGCGAUCAUAUUGUGGUUUUUACGAUAAUUAUCGUUUAAAUAAAACUGUGCAUCGAAUGUUAAAGCAUAUAAUUCAGGUGCUGUUUCACCGACAACAUUCGAUACGUGUGAUAGACUGUUAUUUUAUCCAGUAUUUGUAAAUGACGUUAUCAAUAAAGUGUGUAGUUGAAUCUAGAAAGAAAAA
Molecule: messenger RNA, 1781 nt
Organism: Sitodiplosis mosellana (orange wheat blossom midge)
Lineage: Eukaryota; Metazoa; Arthropoda; Insecta; Diptera; Cecidomyiidae
Product: proton-coupled amino acid transporter-like protein CG1139
Exons: 11
Coding region: 135-1565 (476 amino acids)
Biological process (GO): amino acid transmembrane transport
Cellular component (GO): vacuolar membrane
Molecular function (GO): amino acid transmembrane transporter activity
Source: RefSeq, a predicted model, not a curated record